Molecule: messenger RNA, 2360 nt
Organism: Scatophagus argus
Lineage: Eukaryota; Metazoa; Chordata; Actinopteri; Scatophagidae
Product: cell surface A33 antigen-like
Exons: 7
Coding region: 143-1405 (420 amino acids)
Cellular component (GO): plasma membrane
Source: RefSeq, a predicted model, not a curated record
CCCAUCCAGGAGCAUCGCUCAAAGGACGCCGUCGGGUUUCGAUGCAAAUGCUUGCCGUGCGGCUGCGGGUCUCUGUUUGAUUCGGGAGAAAAGAACUACAUACACCAGGAACGAUUAGUUUGAGACAGUAAAACACUCGGCCAUGGCGGGGAGGAUUUCUACCUGGGCUGUGCUGUGUCUGGUGUUGUCAGGUGUCGGUGCUCUCAAUGUGAACAUCCCUCAGGAUCUCUAUGAAUUUGCCAGGGGUGACAACAUCACACUGCCCUGCACCUUUCAAACCAAGUCAGCCAACCCCAGCUUAGUCAUCAUCUCAUGGUCUGCUGAAGCUGAAAAUACAAAGCCUGAAGAGACGCUGAUCGUCACUUAUUAUUCUACUGGUACACUUGACAUCAAAUCGCUGUAUGAAGAUCGGGUGUCCCUGGAUGUAGACAUUGCCAAGGGAAAGGCCGACCUGAAACUGUCCUCCAUCGCACUAGUGGACAACAAAGUCUUUGAGUGUCGUGUACAGAUCCCAGGUGACGAUGAGGGCAAGCCGGCCGACACGGCGCGCUUGGUGGUUUUAGUUGCUCCAUCUCCUCCACUUUGUAAGAUCGAGGGAAAGGCAGAGUACGGCCAGGACAUCAAACUGACGUGUUUGUCUGAGGAAGGUUCGCCGCCACCCACUUAUAAGUGGGAAAGUCGGGAUGUCAAGAACCUUCCUCGUGUUGCAGAUCCCAGAACAACUGACGUGGGAGGCGUCCUGUCGCUGUACAACAUCACCAAAGAUACAUCAGGAUACUACAUCUGCACCUCAAGUAACAAGAUCCGCUCUGCCACCUGCAACAUCACCCUCUCCGUCAUGCCACCCUCCAUGAACAUUGGCUCCACUGCGGGAAUCAUCGGCGGAGUUGUCGCCGCGUUGAUUGUUCUUGUCAUUGUCAUCUAUUGCUGCUGCUGCCGGAAGAAGAAGCAAGAGGAGGAAUAUGCCAUGGGAGCUCGUGAGAAUGAGUACCAUGACAAAGAGCCAACACGUAAUGGUGAGAGUGGCCGUGAGGAUGCCCAAAAAAACACUCGAGAUAACGAUGACUCCAGUGUGAGGGGCCCUGUUGAACGCCAUGACCGGUACGAGGAACGGAGUGAGCGCAACUACGAUGGCCGCAGGGAUUAUGAUGAUCGACGCAGCGACUAUGAUGACCGCCGCAGGGAUUAUGAUGAUCGACGCAGCGACUAUGAUGACCGCCGCAGGGAUUACGAUGACCGCCGCAGCGACUACGAUGAUCGUCGCAGCGACUAUGAUGACCGCCGCAGGGAUUACGAUGACCGGCGCAGCGACUACUCAGACCGCCAUGACCGCUACGAUGAGCCCUAUGAUGACAGACCACCUGUGCCAGCCAAUAAACCAACGAGGAGGAACUACGAUGAAUAAGGCCUCCAAACUAUAUCAACCACCAUCUUCCAUUUGCUGUUUUAUCUCCAAUGACUUCAGACUCAAGUAGUCAAAACUACUUGGUCGUAUUUUGUAAAAGAUCAUGGUUUGCAUUUAAGUAAGUAGAAGUUGUAGUAAGCGGCUUGUUCAGACAAUUGUAUAGGAGCAUUUUUCUGCACAGGCUCAGACACCGAGCAUUAAAAGAAAGUGUAAUAGGUCAAAACUCAAAUUAUGCAAGUAUUAGAAAAUGUACCAACAUUUUACAAAUCACCCUAAAGAAAAAAUACCAGAAAAAAAAAGUUUUUUAGACAGCUGUAUAAUUGAGAAAUUAGUUGGUGUUUUAGAUUUAAACUCAAUCUGUUGAUAUUUUGAAGAAUGCAAGGCCUUAUGGCUGUGUGUGUGUGCGUGUGUGCGCAUGUGUGUUGAUUUGAGGUUGCUCUGCUAUUGGGUGUAAUUGGUGGUAGUUUUGUUUUUGUGAGGUUGCUACCUCCACUAUAAAGAAAAUGGCUUGUUUAACUCUUUAGGCUUUCUAGAUUGAGUUAGAAAUUUUAUAUCCAUGUAUGCACAGACAUUAAACCAGUUUCAUUGUCCUUUCUUCCAGUUAUGGUGGUAAUAUUACAGAUACUAUUACUACGACUUGUAAUGGUAAAUUCAAAUUUUAAUACAUCAAAUUUUUAUAAUCUCUAUUUGUCAUGCCACCUUCAAAUAUGUUUUUAUUAUGUUUACAUAUUUUGUAGAGGUUUAUGUGGAAAUGCAAUUAAAUACAACAUUGUACAUAUGCUAUUAUUUUAUCUCAGCAGCUGCAGUUUUGUUAGUUUUACAGUGGGAUUUGUUAAAUUUUUUUGUUAUUGUGAAACAUUUUGAGAUGCACACCAUGACUGAAUGGAUGAAUCAUCUAUUCAUAUGCUGUAAAAACAAAUAACUAAAUGAAUAAAGUUGACGUAAGUAAAAUGAA